AUGAAGGUGCGCCUCCUACGCGCAAUCGAGCCCGGCGAAGAGGUCUGCGUCUCCUACUUAGGAGAUGCUCUCAUGUCCAAGUCUUCGAGGCAGCAGUUCCUCCGUGCGCGCUAUUUUUUCCUCUGCGCCUGCCCGCUGUGCAGCUUGCCCCACGACGAGCUUGCUGGCUGGACCUGUGCCUGCGGCAGACGCCGCCUGAGCUGCGAGGCCUGCGCCUGUGGCGACACUUCCGGCGACUGGCCUUCAAAGGAGCACCUCAAGGCAGUGGAUGACUUGGAGAGAAGGGUGGCUGUGCUUGCCGCAACAUGCGGCGAGAAGCUGCAGGGCCUUGAGGAGGUGAAAGAAGUUUGCAGGAAACUACAACUGCAGUUCCACGUUGUCAGCGCUCGGACGACGUUCUGCUUGCUGGAACGGCGCCUCUCCGCCAUGGGAUCUGGCCCUCGGAAUGCGGAGCGACUGGAGGAGGCUUGGAAUGAGAUGGCCUCCCUCUGGAGUUGGUUUGAGGCCGAGUGGAACCCUUUGCGACCUUAUGCUGCGGCACAUCUCUAUGAGCCCACGACGAAGCUUAUC
Molecule: messenger RNA, 570 nt
Organism: Symbiodinium sp. CCMP2456
Lineage: Eukaryota; Dinophyceae; Suessiales; Symbiodiniaceae
Source: the annotation of a GenBank genome assembly